GGUUUGAAUCGAAACCAGCUUAAGCCAUUUUGGGCCAUAUUAGUAGUUACACUUUGUUAUCUUGUUAAAGAUUUAAAUUUCUGGCUUAUUUAUUAAGACCUUAAACUACUUAGUAUGUCUGACCCCUGGCAACACGAGGAAUCGUUCGCCGUCACGAACGCGCAUAUGCUGAGUGAUGACAUAUUAUGUGAUGUCAAUAUCCUGGCGGGGGAGGAGAGACAGGAAGUGAGAUGUCACCGAUUCAUGCUGGCCAGCCGCUCACCGGUUUUCUACACGAUGUUUUGUGGCUCACUUCCGGAAGAAGGCGUGGUGAAAAUACCAGAUGUGGAGGCAGACGUCCUCAGAACAGUCGUCAGGUUUAUGUACACGGGGGAAAUACAGUUAAUGCCUGAAUCUGUCAUGGCCGUGAUGUACGCUGCAAACAAAUAUGACAUUCAACCAUUGAUAAACCGCUGCAAGACAUUUCUUGAAAAAACAAUUGCAAUCGAUAAUGUCUGCGUCAUUCUUGACCAAGCUUUGAAAUUCGCGGAAGAUGACUUGGUUCAACAGUGCCUGUCCUUUGUAUCAAAAACCACUGACCAAGUAUUUCAGAGUAAUGGGUUUUUGUGUAUGUCUUCGGAAGCUUUGAAGUUGAUUCUUGAGAAGGAAAAAGAAACGCAAAACCUACCACCUGAAGACGUGUAUGCAUCAUGUAGGAGAUGGGCGAAACAAGCGUGUUCUUCGUCAGGGACUGAGGUGACUGACCAAGUUCUAAGACAGAAACUUGGAGACCUGAUUUGUCUUGUUGAUUUUGCGGGAAUGUCUUAUGAAUCGUUUACUGACAACGUAGUGAAAGAAACGAUUUUAUCUGACAAGGAAAAGGUCAAGUUCAUGACAGAAAUACGACAACGACAAAAGAAAGGGCAAAAUUUAAUAUCAUUCGUUGUUGAGAGAUUUUCGGAGGUUGAACGAGGAUGGAAUCAUACUGGUUUGCAAGAUGGUAUAAGUUUCAAGACUUCAAAAUAUGUUAAACUGUCGGGGGUAGUAGUACCGCACCAAAGUGGAAGUUUGAGUGGCCCAUUGGAAAUCCUGGAAGAGCAGACAGUCGUAUUGACCCAGAACGUACCCCUUUCCUACAAAGAAAACGAAACACAUGAGAACAUUUCCCUUGUCAAUAGAGUUCACAUUCACCCGGGAGUGACGUAUUCUGUUCGCCAGAUGCUAUCAGGGCAAAAAUCAUAUUACGGUUGUAAUUAUAAAGGUAAGCAGAGUGUUAAUGGUAUAGAAAUAGAAUUCAUGGAAUUGGUUUCUGGUAAUUCAGAAAAUUCCACAUCUUUAACAAAUGGCCAGAUACAUGGUCUUACGUUUGUAGGUUGGUGUGGCAAUGAGUGUGUCAAAACGCAUGACUGAACUGAACGUAUCAGAGCAACAUAGUGCAGGCAUGAACACAAAAUAUAAGUUGGGUUUAGCUACCAUAUAGCAUAAUAUUUUUUAACCUUAAAAUUCUGACUAUCGAUAUGCACGUUGCACAUGACAAAAUGAUUAUAAGAGAUUGUAUUUUGCAGUUAUUUGUUGUGGCCAGCGGAUGUAUAACUCAUACCUUAGAUCAGAGACAUUAUGCUUACACUUUGGUAUGUAAUAAUACCUCAAAACUGUCUUGAUUUUGAGUGUUGUUUUACUGCACACAUUUAUUUGCUUUACAUUAGUUGUGCCCAUUGGCAAUAUCGAAUGAAGAAACAUGUGACAAUUCUUUUUGCAAUAUCCUGUUUUUUGUUUUAAAUGUCUGUACAAUUGAACAAUAAAGUGUU
Mya arenaria is the source of this 1787-nucleotide messenger RNA. Its product is annotated as BTB/POZ domain-containing protein 2-like. The record is from RefSeq and is a predicted model, not a curated record. Gene Ontology annotation, biological process: neurogenesis. Gene Ontology annotation, molecular function: protein binding. The transcript is spliced from 3 exons. Lineage: Eukaryota; Metazoa; Mollusca; Bivalvia; Myida; Myidae. Bases 115 to 1389 code for a protein of 424 amino acids. Gene Ontology annotation, cellular component: cytosol.